Molecule: messenger RNA, 942 nt
Organism: Phragmites australis (common reed)
Lineage: Eukaryota; Viridiplantae; Streptophyta; Magnoliopsida; Poales; Poaceae
Product: heavy metal-associated isoprenylated plant protein 45-like
Exons: 2
Coding region: 106-570 (154 amino acids)
Molecular function (GO): metal ion binding
Source: RefSeq, a predicted model, not a curated record
CAACGCCGGCGGUUCUGACGGUGCCUGAAAAAUGCUGCGCUUCUGGAGGACGCAGAGAAGCUCUACCUUGUCAAGCGCCUUGUCUGUGAGUACACUGGUUCAUGCAUGAGAAAGAGGAUGUAUGGCUUCUGCUGCUUCAGUUCGCGUUUUGUUUGUGUUUUUGUGACCAAGAUCGUGGAGAUGAACGUUCACAUGGACUGCGACGGCUGCGAGAAGCGAGUGAGGAAGGCCUUGUCCCGGCUCGAAGGGGUGAGCACGGUGGAGAUCGACAUGGACAGGCAGAAGGUGACGGUGACGGGGUACGCGGACCGGCGGGAGGUGCUGCGGGCGGCGCGGCGGACCGGCAGGGCGGCGGAGUUCUGGCCGUGGCCUUACGACGGCGAGUACUACCCGUUCGCGAUCCAGUACCUGGAGGACGACACGUACAUGGCCACCAACAGGUACUACCGCCACGGCUACAACGACCCUAUGGUGGGGACCUACCCCUGCCACGCCUUCACGCACGUCCUCGACGACGACGCGCUCGCCAUCUUCCACGACGACAACGUCCACGCAUGCACCGUAAUGUGAUGCAUGGUAUCGAUCUAUUUGACUGAUUGAAGAAAACACCGUAACUAGUAUAUACAGGCUAAAAGUUAAUUCCAUCUUAAAGAUGAUAAAGAUGAUCAAGUCACGUGCUCGAUAGCAAAAUUGUCGCUGUCAAAAUUUAACUUGUUCAAAGCCAGUGGCUGGUAUCAGUCACCAAGGUAUCUGUACUUUCUGCCAGUGGAUUAAUUAGAAUCAUUGGACAACGCAAGUUGUCCAGUGGUGCAGACAGAAGUGUUUAUACCAUCAACUCUUGGCAUGCAUACGUUCCUAGUUAGUGUGGGGAAAAGAUCUUAAGUCAUAUGCAUGCAAGGGAUAAAAAAUGUUGGAAUAUACCUUUAUCAUGUGUUUACUAAA